CAUAAUUUAGCCAUUUGCUCGUGGUUCUUCCUAUGUUGUUUUGAAGUAUGAGUUGUUGACGUUGACAGGUGUGCGGAGAGCUGUGGAUAUAAGACUCCCGGAAAAAAUUGAAAAGCUAAGGAAGAAAUUCCUCCCUUUUCGGCCACCGUCGGAGUUAGACGCGCCCACAACAUUAAGCAGCACGCCUGUGACACGCAAGAUGACACGAUCGUGGCCGGUGUAUUUAAGGAAAGUAAUGGAUUAGUUGGGCAAUUCGGUCUCUAUGACAGUCACGAAGGAAAACCGCGAGGAAAAGUAAUGUCUCAAAAGUUUGCACAAGGCAUCGUGGUCCUUCUUCUGGGGCUUAUGCGCUUAAGUUUCCAGCAAGAGUAUGGCGGAUACAGUAAGUAUAAAAACUCCGAUUAGCUUGUAUUGUUAAACUUCAGUUAUGUUCGCAAUGGUUUAUUCCUGAAAUAGACAGAUUUGCGGAGGUAAAACGCAAUUGCUUUGGUUGGCAGUCAGGAAACAACCAAAAUUGAAGCCUAGUUUCAUCCCUGACAGACCAAACUUAGAACAAGGACAGGUUUGAGUUAUUUCCUUCCGUGACAUUGAAAGAUUUUUAUUACUGUUAUCCAAGCUUGAACGUUUCUCUAACAUGUAUGACUCAAAUAAACACGAAGUCUCACACCUUGGAACUAUAUGCUAUGGCAUUUAUAAAGACCGGGACAGACCUCCAAUAAAAUCAGUUAUCUAUAUAUCAGUUGAUUACUUUCGUUAAGCAGGGCAUGUUUUUGUUGAAUAUGCUACUUUGUAAAGAAAAUGACCUUUCGGUCCUAUUCUUUACGACUUAGGGACAUCUUAAAAUCCUCUCGCUCGUCAAAGUAACUAAGCAGGAAGUAUAACGGGUGCGGUAGGUUCUAGACAAUCAUCUACAGCUAAUACGAUGAAGUCCAGACGUAUAUUUACAGUUGAUUCAUUUCUGUGCUUGGUCCUUGUCCAACCAAGGACAGUAAUGGAUCGACUCCAACAAGCAUUUCUCAGAGGAUUACAUCGUGCGCACUGCUUUAGACUUUAGACUAGCCAGUUGAAGAAGACUUACAGUCGACUGUUCUUCGGUCGACCGACGACUGGAUGUUGAGGAUGAUGAUGAUAUCGAUCUUCUUUUUUAGUAACUAAGUUAAGCGAAUUUUCAUAAUAGUUUUCUUAAAGUUUUGAAAAACAAAUAGAUAAACAAAUAAAUAAACAGCGUCGUGGAAAAUAUAUAUGUUACCACGAUUGAAAACCAUAAUUUAUUGCAGAAUUUCUUUCACAGAACGCAACAUGCAGGACCAAAACUUGUCAUUUAUAAAGGGAUUUCCGUUUAAAGUGGAGCAAUAUUACAGAAAAACUCAGGAGUCAAAGGGUUAAGGGAAAAAAAACGCUGAUCCCUUAUAAAAACACACUUAUUUAAGUCAUCUGCAGGAAACCAAAAUAUUCACAUUUUUUUGCGUUGAUUUCCAUGUUUUUAAUUAGCAAACAGUUUCCUCUUGCGGUGAAAUUUAUUCGGCGUUUUUCCCGGCACGUUGGUCGGACCUUGACAGACAAACAAGUGUGUGGGUUUUCCCGUCGAUGAACGUUGCAUUGUGAAGCUUUCACUCUUGAGAUUUCAAUGUUCUUACAGGCUUCCUAGGAAACCAAUAAUUACAACUGAAAGUGAACAUGAACUUUAAUUUCUACAUAGCCCAAAUUGCCCGGGGUGGGUACUCCUUGGAAUUCUUGGUGGGGAAUUUCGAUGUGCUGUCCGGUUCUUCAAAUCCUGACCCUGUUUCAGAUCAAAAAAUGUUAUUUUCAACACCCGUUUUCAGACCAGACUUCUAAAAUCCAAACCCGUUUUCAGACCUGGCCUGUAGGCAGAAAUUAUGUCAUCAUUACUUAGAUUAGAGCGCAAACAAAAAAAAUUCUGCAAAUCCACUUAAAAUUCGCACAUUUUUCUUUCUUUCUUACCCAUUUGGAAUUGAAACGAUAAAUACGUUCAUACACUCCCGUAGAUCCCUCGAAAACCAAACUUGAUUCCAGAUCAACAUGGGCAAAAGCUAUACCCGUUUGAAGACCAAGAAGCCGCAAAAACCCUACGCAGAUGGGGCGGCACAUACCCCCCCCCCCUUGGGGACAAAUUGCAGCCUAAACCCCUAUCCUGAGUUCACAAGCGACCUGAUACAAAUACUACUGAAGACCUCACGCAUUUACAGUCGGGUAUGAAUAUCUUGCAAGGAAAAUAAAUCAAACCGGAGUCGGCUUGUACAAAGAUGUUCCAAACUUAGAACAACCACUUUCUGCAAAGAUUUGUUCUUAAAAAAAAAAAGAAAUUUGAUGAAUUAGCAACAUUUUUUUACCGAAGGCAGCCUUGAAUGUCUUCAAUAGCAAACAUCUCUUGAAUUCUGAAAUUCUGAAGGUGUUUUGAAGGCUUUAACGUGCGAAACACUUCUUACAACUCGGAAAUAACUUCGGUAUAAAGUGUGGACAACUCUUUCAUCUUUGCCUCCCUAAAAACAGCGUGAACUUGGGCUUUGAGACAGGCGCAGGAUGUCCUUUCGACAGGUGCUUAAUUUCGUUGAAUUGUACACAGGAUGUUUUGAUUUCUUCUUAUAGACCGGUAAUCCUUUCAUUCCCAAGAACCGGUGCCCAAAAAUAAGUUUACCAAGAUUUCGUUUGGUAAAAUACUGAAAAACUAACAGUUAAAACCUGUUUGGCAGCGUGACAAAUAGUAGUAGUUCAUGACAAGAGAGAAUGAUCUCUCUUGUUCAUGAUAAGAUGAUACGAGUGAAAGUAUUCGUCAAGAUGUUUCAUUUUAAUGGUCACACCGUUUCAUUAGCAAACUCAAUUUUAGAACCUUUUUAUGCAGCUAUAGUAAAUAGUGCCAUACAAAAAUGCUUCACAGGUUUCAUUGACUUAUAAGGUACACCCAUGUUAUACUGCAUGAUAAAUAAGAGUUAAAUAAGCUUUACCAUGUGAAAGUACUGCUGAAGAGGCUUCCAUUGAUUGGUCAUAACUAGAAUUCUUUCCACAAACUUGUGGGGGUAUGUUCGAGCAACUCGCUCGCUAUACGAAGAGGUACUAGGAAUCUGAUUUACAUCUUGCCUUUAUUCUUCUUCGACUUCUGCUAACAAUCUUUAUCUUCUUACUCUUCUCGUAACUCUUCUACUUUUACACUAACUUUCUCCUACCAACUUCUACUCCUUAGUUCAAGCAUAUAAAUAGUAGCGGUUUUAUAGCCACAGCUGGACAUGUUUGGGUUAACUGACCAUGAGAAUAAAAUUACGGUGAACUCGGUGUGGGGAAUGUCUUGGUAUGACAGAGCCUACAUGGUUGUGAUCGGCAAGAGUGUACAAAUCACUGAAAAACUAAAACUCUGGUUAACAAACCCAAACAGGAACUUCAACGAGACUAGUAAACCAAGGUCAGCUCUAACAUUACAAACACGACCACUUAUGAAAAAAUAACAUCUGACAACGAAAAGCGAAGUAUAUUCCUAAAAUGGCAAUAAGUAAAUUCGAGAGCUAAGCAUAAAUUCAAGUACAAGAAAAAGCAAAGGAUCAAAACAGGAAAACACCUACGUCGAUCAAGACUAACCUUGACCCACUUGAUGAAACAAAACUAAACUUAAAAGAUGAGAGAAAUCCGUCUUAAAAAUAACUUUCUAAAUACUUCACAACAAACUUAAAACAACACUGCAUUACUCCGAUUACUGAAAAUAUAUGUCUGCAUAACAACUUCUUGGAUUGAGGGGAGAUCAACCAUGCACAAAUGAGCUAAAACAAUAUGCACUUUAGAAUACAAUCGAAUCCGCUAUGCCGACAACACCCACCUCUUCUGUUGGUUUAUUAGAGGACAAUUUAAGAACUUUAACACUGAAAGAUGAUCAAAGAUGGUAUUGUAUUGACGGCGAGCAAAGCUGUUAGUGGAUCUGACAAGGCCUUUGUUUAUCAGUACUAAUAUACAUGCAUAGUGUACAAAAGUAACGAAAGAAACCGUCUUUGUCGCUAAAGUAAUGACAAUUAUUACAUAAUUUAACCGCAAAUCUCAAACAAAAUGAAACGUUGAUCUCUUUGGAUUUCUUUGACACAGAAGUCAGAACAAGCGUUAAUUUCUUACAAGUUCCAAAUUCUUGCCUGUCAGAUUAGCGAGGAUUGUGAUCUUGAGUUGAGUGAAAAAAUCGCGAGUCAAGAAUAUCUGCACGUUCAACUUGAAGUAUGGAAGAAACAGAGAUCAGGAUUGCCGAAAUUACAAAAGUUGAUUUUUGUUUUUUAUUCGAGUUUUGUUUCCAGAAUAUGUUGUCUAAGAAUAAUUAUUGUUUGGGCUUCCCUAGGGCAGUCAGUGCAGUUACUUUCAUGACCGCGGUGCAAGAAAACUUUCAUGUAGCACUAUGGGAACGUGAUUUGUUGACCUUGUGUCCUAACUGUAUCACAUAACACAAAAAUUGUUGUUUUGUAAUAUCUUGGGAAGUGCUCAAAGGUUGUCGGAACAUCUUCGUACAUUUUCGCCAAAGUUCGGAAGUCUUCGGAAAAUCGUCGGAUAUAUUCCGAAGUCGCUGACAAGAUGAAAAUGACACGCAUUUGACUCUGAAAAAGUUGGCAGGUAUAUAGCCAUUAUAAUGAAGUGCCGCGUACUCAAUUAAUGACAGAAAGUGAAACUGCCGUUUGGGAAAAUCAGAGGCAUGAUGAUUUCCCUACCCGGGUUCAAAUUAAUUUCGUACCCAGACCUCCCUAGCGUCUGUUUGUAGGUUCCGCCUGACCGUGAGAAAUCUGAGUACGAGUACUGAUUAUGGAUUGUGAUGGGAUGGGACGGGUGUUUCUCUAUUUGUUCGUAAACGGAUAUGUUACAUUACAGGCAAGAUAAAGAGAAUGCUGUAUUCGGAUUGGCUGCCCGAGUUGGCAAGAUGAGCCCAUCUCGCCCUCUCAGGAUCCCGCGAGAAAAACUCCUCUUGACCACAGAAUAAGCCUCGUCAAUUUUUCAUCUUUUGCGUAUUUAACGACCUCGACUUCGUCUCGGUCCAUAAAGACGCGAGAAAACGUUGAAAAAUUCAGGAGUCCUGUCUAGGCUUGCUUGACCAACACUCGUCCGGCCUAAAGUACUUCCCCAGCAUAUGUCUCUUUUAUCAGUUCGAUCAAAGGUCGUCAGUGUUACCCAUCUUUUCAUCGCUCAUCCUACAAUCAUAAUCAUCAGACACUGGCAUCGUGAGAGAUCUUUCUAAUUUUAGUAGAUGCGCUUACAGAUUAUGAUAGAAAUGGAUUGCAUGGGCUUAUAACUUAGUCACGAUAUUUUAAUAAAAAUCUGACGCUUUGUAGUCUUAUCUUAUCAGCAUGAAAAAGCAGAACUGAUUAGCAAACAAAAUUCCUUUCUAAGGAAGCAAUUUUCAUGAAGUGCUUUGAGACUUUAGCACGAGAAAACUUUUCCUUCAAUCGGAAAGUGUACUUAAGCUCGGAGGUAUUAAACGACGGCGACGUUACUACGUACUGUAAUUUUAAGUUGCAUUCGCGCUCUUUCAAAAUUCAUAGCGAUUAUUUUUCCCAGACCGCUCAUUUUGUCGAAUUUAGGCGAAUUUUCCAAGAGUUGAAUUUUAAAGACAGCACCCAAUUGUACAAGAGAAAGUGAAUUAUGUCAUCGUCUGUUUUCGUUUUCCUUUAAAAAAACGCAUGCGCAGAACGUCGUUUUAGUCACGCAAAGAAAUGUAUCAAAAAGUGUGAUGCACGUGCAUAGUUGUUAUUUUGCUUAUACAACUUAUUGCAUUUUUAACGUUCCUUUUAUCUAUGGCACGUGCGAUAAGCAAUCGUAGUCGAUCGUCUGAGUGGACUUAACAAAACUAUUAAGUUUGAGGGUAUAAAAUUGCAGUAACUGGUUAAUUCCAAUCGGCACAAACGAGUUGUCAUUCAUUUUUCGGUAUAGUCUUGAGUACAAAAAGAAAAAAUGAGCGAUAUAUCAUCUCGGUUAUGGGUAGCUUUGUCUUUCUUCAUCAAUGUUGAGUAGUUUUCCCUUACCUUUUAAAAGAAACAAGGUAGACGUUCUUAAAACCUAGGCUUGGCGAUAAUCCAACUGCUUUCAUGAAAUGUUUUUAAUGUUUCUUAAAUUAGUUUCUUGACCUUGUCUUUAGUCUAAGUGCAUGGAUUAGCUUAAAACAAAUGAAAAACCUUGACCCUGAUAAAACAUUCUUAAUGAAUCAAUGCUUAGUUCAUGUUUAAAGUAUUUCUAAUAGCAAAGUGACAAAAAAUUGAACCGCUUUCGUUUAAGCCAUUUCAGAUUUCUCGCGCGCCCAAAUUACCCCCAGCCCCUUCCAAUGCCUGCCACGCAGGCACCGACACGUUUUCCGCCAUUUUUGUUACAAUUAUGUAUUGCUUUAUGUGAAGUUUCAUCGAAUUUUAGCCAAAAAAUGUUCCCCAACUUACUAUAUGCGAUUAGCAACACAGGCUAAAUGCCAUCAAACUAUCUUUAAAAUCCUAUUAUCUCGGCCUGUUUUUUCCGUGACGUUAAGUUAAGGUUUUAAGGAGGCGGUCAGAGAGAGAUAAAAUUAUACAAUGAUAUUCAUGUUCAACGUCAGUCGAAAGACUGAAUUGUGUUAAGAUGUACAACAGGAGAAACGCCGGGAAAAUGAGUUGAUGAUGAGCCUAAACAGCUGUCUAAAUACGACUACAAUUUUUCAACUAUUUAUGGUGCAGACUCUUGGAGUAGAGGAAGAAAAGGGUGUUUUAGUUCAAUUCUGUGCUGAAGACCUUUACCUAUACACAGAACUGAGUUAUUAAGAAGGUAUCAAACAAAUUUCAUCAUGAGGCAGCAGUAAACAUAAUAGGUGUUUGGUGAUUUUUGCAGACGUGACAUUAAAACUUGAAAAAGUUGGCCCAACUUUUUCAACCGUCAGUCCAUGAUUAGCUAUGAUUCUUACCAUCCUUAGCAACAGAGCACAGGAAAUAGCUUCUAUCAGUGCCUAAAUAUGGGUUUGAAAUAACAAAACUGGACCAUUAUUUUAAAAUUCAGUUGAUGCGAAGAAAACGUCUCAGCUUUUUAAAAAGAGAGCGAAUAGUAAGAUAAUUGUUGCUCCAUAUAAGGGAAUCCGGAGUCCAAAAUCCGGGAAAUUUCUGCAUGUGGAAUCCCGAAUUCGGGGAAUUUUUGCUUGUAAAAAACAUUUCAAGGAAUCUGGAAUCCCACUAUAAAGUCCGGAAUUCCAGUUCCACUGACAAAGCAUCCGAAAUCCACGGAGUGGAAUCUAGAAUCCAAGACUUUCUCGACGGAUUCCAUUCCUUGGGGCGAGACAUGCCCCCUUCUAUGCAAUAACUAAUCACACUUUUAGUGCAUCUUUGCACGUGCAUGUUCAGUCGUGUACGCGUCUAAGGAGGCGUUAACUGUCUGAAGUGUUAUCAAAGAACAUUUCACUGUUCAAGAGGUUUGUUGUGGCCUGAAGGCCAGUUAAUUAAACUUCAUACAAGCCUUGAAUUUCAUAGCUACCAGGAUUACGUAACGGAAGAGACCUCCUAUUGAUGACUUGAUACAAACGCCCCCUUAUUGGAGUAAAACAUCGAUCUAUGGUCAGAUUAAAGGCUUGAUCAAGGUCGUAGCCUAUUUUGCCUCCAUCUGUUCUCACUAAACUGAAACCCUAGCGUUUAUACAAUGAAUCGGCAUAUAGACCUACGCAGCGUACUUAUGAUGGGGUAUCUUAUAACGGCUGAUUUUGGUCUUCGGCGCCGCAGGAAACAAAAGUCACUCUUUCAUAAAUAAUUUAAUCGGAGAGAAAGUAAGCAGAGAUGACUAACAAGGAAAGAAUACUAAACGGCAUUAAAUGAUAAAGUAUAAGAUAAAAUAAAAAAAUUGUUAAAUCAUCAGGUCCUCGCAUGUAUGAGAUAUAAAUAACCUGCCUUCCCAAAAUUUAAAAAAAAAUUAAAUACUUGAUUAUCUUCUUUCCUUAUGGGGCGUUUCAAGGAUAAUGAAUCAAUUAUUCAAAUGGCAAAAAAAAUAGGUUUAAGAAUCCCAACUGGUGGGAGGUGAAUCAGUUGGCUAAUUUACUCAUUAAAGUCAAACAAGAUUUAUAUAGUUAAUUAACCUUAACGACAACCUUGCGUUAAGAUCGUAAAUUCACGUUAUUGACACAAUUGCAGUUAGCAAAACCACGUUUUUGUACCUUAACUAUAAUUAAGCUAAUCAAAGAGUAAAGCUUUAGUAAGUAAACUUUUUCGAGAAGUCGUUUCCAAUUUUAAAGUUAAAAACAUUCAGAUUUGAUGACCUCAGGUUACAAUUCCCAUAUAUUUCUGAUGACACUAAAAUGAUGAAACUGAAUGCAACUCAAAUUAAAAUUGGAACUAAAUGAGGGGGAAAAAGAGCUGUGUCUGACGUAAGAAGAGUCUUAAAUUAGACUCAACUGUACCAUUUUUAUGAGUACAUAAAAAGCGACUUAGCGGGAAGUUUGCGUUUUACGUAAGUUACGUCUUAUUUUUCCUGGCAUGAAUUUGGCUAUUGUCUCGUUUUUUCUUUUUUCCUUGGGUCAGGCCGGUUUAAAUGUUUCAAAAUUAUUAGAUAUGUCGGCGCUCUUGUACAUGAUAGUAAACUGAUAGAAAAGGUCAGAUAGUUUAGCAGCCGCACUGUUCAGCUGUCAUUGAAAGUAUUUAUACUGAGAUCAGUGUAGCGUUUUAUGCGUCUUUAUAUCAUGAAAGAUUAAGUUUCGUCUAAAAAAAAGCUUUUUAAGCUGGGGUUAGAACUUAGAAGUUUAGUUCGUUCCUAUAGCUUGCACGGAAGAAACCUCGCUGAGAAAAGAAUUACCCCCUGACAUAACGCCACAUGAUGAAGUUUUUGCUCGUUGCGUUGUUGUUUCAUGUUUUUUCUCCAUCUAAAGGAUAUCGUAAGUUUACUUAACUUUUUGUUCUAAUAUAACUUCUUACUUGGAGCGUUAUCGAGCCGUUUUUAUUCGGGAAUAACUGAGUUACAACACUGAAAACACCAUCUGCAUAGGCUGCGUACACUUUUUGAUCCUUAAUCGUUUUGAGCUACUGAGCAAACUUAUUAGUUCAGUUCAUUUCAGUUUCUUGUUUUGCCAUAAGAUGUACGUAAGGAGGAAAAUCUAAAUAUUUUAAAAGCUAAUGGCGAGGAAGCCCAAGGGGAUAUCACCGGGCUUAUAAGGUAUUGGCUCCCUCGUUUAAAUUAUUACUGACAACAAGAUAUGAACAGAAUUCUACAGUUUUCAGCGGAUCGUUACCUACCAUAUUGUAAGAAUACCCUACAUGUACGUGAAAGUAUCAUUUGCUUGGUUAUACGGGGAUUUCCGUUAAGUCCCCAAUGUCGCAGUUGUUGGGCGUAAACAGCGUUAAUUUGGACAGACGUACAAAAAAUUACCAAAGGAAAGUAUUCAAAAUUAGUAGUUUUGAGUUGAUGUAUCGAUUGAUUCAUUCAAAUUUAUUGAUCCAUCAUUUAAAAGCAAGUACAGCAUAGAACAUAUCUUUUUUGGAGGGGGAGGGGGGAAGUUAGGGUAAUUUAAACUCAAAAGUAGUUUCGAGUUAAUUGUUUACUGCAGUAUCACUGAACAAACUUUACAGAUAAAAAACCCGCCUUUUUCAUCCGCUUUGCUAAAAGUAUCACAAAAUAAGAAUUUCAGUUGUAGAAAGCACGUUUAAAAGGACCACGGAGAAGGAUUUUAUCCAAGCGAGAACUAAAUUUCAAUUAUUUGACCUUUGAAUAUUUUAAACUGUGCGAGUACUUGGUAUCCAAAACAUGCGAAAUAUAGAAGGACAACUCUUUCUGAUUUCAUUUACCGGCAAACAGUGGGCAUUUUUGCAAAAACAUGAAGGCAUUCAGCACUUUUGUAAUUUCCUGAAUUCAGUCGGUUCGGAUUUCAAGGUGUGGGUUACUUAACUUAAACUGGUUUUUCCUGAAAUGUAAUAGACUAUGGUGUUCUUUUUUAAAAAAGAGUAUUAAUUUUUCAUAGGUACUUGUCACGAGUGGGUACCUUUUGACUCUUCCAAAACGGUCGAUUAGCAAUAACUUUUCUGUAAAUUCAAAAUAUACCACCUUCGGGGAAUGUCAUUGACAACGUGCAACGUACAAACAACCGGUUAUAGAUGAUGAUGUAUUGUAAAACAAUGCCUUUAGUCUAGGGGAUGAUCGUGAGAAGACUCCGAACUUAAUCCUACUUUAAAUGGCAGUUUUCAAGAUUUUAACCCCUUCAGUCCGACCGUAGUGAUUGACGAUAAAAAGAGUGUUUUUAUAACGGAAAGUUAUUCUGCCAUUACGUAAGAAAGGAAGCUAUGAAAUUCAAAGCUUGUGUAGAUUUCGCCCUCGGGCAUUAACAAAUCAAACCUCUUUAACCGGCUGAAUUUUUUCUCAUAAAGCAAUCCAGACAGCCAUAACCAUCUAAUUUACUUGUCUAACUGAUCAACAGUCUCUUUGUGCAUCCAGAUGAUGCAUAGUUUUAAGUGAAGUCAGUUUAAGAAUUUCUCUGCCAGAAAAGUAAACAUCAUAAUAUUUUCCAGCUUGUUUUCUGGGAAGCCGGAAGGUGACAGUUACAACCGGGAAAGGUGCGUGGGGCCGAUUGUAGCAGACUGACCGAAAAUCCCUUCCACGGUUCUUAAAAUUUCUUUCUUUGCUUUUUAUCCACGAAAAUCGAAUAACCAAGCUAACUAAAUUUACUAUCAUCUUGAACUAAAACAGUUAUUUUUUCAUUUACUUUUUUUGUUGAAGAACCCUUUCAACAAACUAAGGUCCUGGUAACUCUUUGUCCUCUUUUCUCGCAGUUUUCGAAAAGGGUGAAUACUCUUACAAGAUAGUAUUGGCCAGCGAUGACAGACGAACAUGGUACGAGGCUGAAGAGAUAUGCCAAGGGCACGAAGGCGGGCACUUGGUGACCAUAACGAACGAUCACGAGGAUGAGAAUUCGUUUUUGAACGAGAAGAUUCAGCAUCUGACUAGCUCGCCAAAUGAACCUGAACUACUCUGGAUUGGAGCUAAGGAAGAGCAGGAGCUCUUUGGAAAGGCUUACAAAUGGGCUGAUGGACAAAACUUCAAUGAGUAAGUAGUUGUCGGAAAACCGGUCGUUUCGAUACGAACUCAAGAAGUGAAACUGCACACAAAUUUCGUUCACUUAGUUUGAGCGUGAAAAAGAAAACAUUUUGGGUGAAUAUUCUUCAUUCUUUAAGCCAAGGACGUGAAACUAUUUAAAACUUGACCGAAUUAACUUGUAUCGAAACGACCGGUAACCAGUUGUUGCCAUGGCCUCUUUUAAUAGAGAGAUCCUAAUGUCGAAAUCAUUUUGUGAUUGCUUGGUUUCGCAUCAGUACCACGGCUUGUGAUUGGCUGAAUCUGAUCUCGCGUCAAUUUCUCGGCCAAUAAGGAGUAAGAGAUCAGUCAGUACAGUUGUAAAGAGAAAACCAAAAACCGGCCUGUUCACACAGGUUUUCCCGCGCUUAGCGAUGCGCCAGCUACUCGCAUUUUCUUCGAGUUCUGAUUGGUUUGUUCUGUUGUUUCAGCGAAUUGUGAUUGGUCCUAAGAGUCUGAAUAUGAACAACUUACAAGAGAACCAUAAAAAACGUUUCCUACUAGUAAGCUCACGGGAAGCGAGGAUGGGGUAGCAAGGGAAGGGAUAUUAAUUUAUUCAAACCCCUCUGAAUCUUUGCUUUUGUUGAUGCCUACAAGUACUCUGUUUUCUGUGUGGAACGGUCUCCCAUCUACUGCCGUUAUGGCUCCGUCUUUAAAACCAAACCCUAUCUAUCAUCACCUACUGCCUAGCUAGCUGACCGCCCAUUGCCAAAAUUAGCCUAUACUACUGGUAAUAAAACGAUUAAAGAUAAUGAUAUAAAGAAUCACCUUCUUUGAAGAUCUAUCGAGGGAGGAACUGAUAAACAUCCAAGCCGUUCAAUGCGAGUGUCUUUUAUUGGUUUAACACUGGUUUUUCUGAUUCCCUUCGCAUAGGUAUGGCGCUGCAUUCCGGGAACGUGGACUUAACGCGGCAGAUCAUGAUUACGAUAUGUGCAUUGUGCUAAAAUCCACUGGAGAUAUAGCUAGCUGGAUAGAAGCUGACUGUUAUGAAACCAAAGGCUACAUUUGCAAAAUUAAAGGUUAGCUAAGAGGAAGCGAAUAGAUACGACUGAUAAUUGUUUUCGGAGAGUAAAAAAAGUUGAUUAUGAUUAGAAUAGAGUCUUUCUUGAUUUUCCCUUACGGUAAGAGAAGCAUCGAGGAGUACAAGUUGACGGUCUCUUUUUGCUCUUCACAGGUGUCCCGAAAAGACUUGUGGAUUACAAGAGAUUUGGCUACGGUAAGUCUGAGUUUGAGAGUGAGACAGAAUCGGUUUGGGUCGAAUUGCACUAUGGGAAUGUUUUGGGGAAUACAGUACAGUACAGUUAAAUCCUCAAGUCAGUGAUCAUGUUACCAUGGAGUUGUAUUGACGACCACUCGGUCAGCCAAUGCAGCGAAACCACUCUUAUCUUCCGUAGAACUCCUUGCCUGCUCAAUAGAGACAUUUAUAUAAUUUAGCGAUAUUUAUCCAAGGGUCCUAUUUCUGAGACGGUUGAUUUUUGUUAUGUGUAGAAUGCGCCUGUUGGCGUAUCGGAGUAAAUUCUGUAUCCUCUGCGUCUUCAGGGGUUGGGAGUCCACUCCAUCGACCAUUAACCAUUUCCCUCAACUACUCCAUCCAACAAGUCUCCAGCUUCUUGACAUUUUCUUCAUUUAUACACUAGGGUUGCGUUCCAUAUAAGAGGAAGGAGCUGUUUCUUUUUUCCUAAACAGCCUUGUCACUCACGUGGCCAGCAGUAUUGCGAAAGUAUUAGAAAAAAGAAUAUGUUAAAACAUAAGAAGGUUCAACUCCCACAUGAUUGGUUUGGAACACCAAUAUGGCCACCGUUUCAUUGUUUUUGGACACCAAUAUGGCGGGUGUGACGUCAUGUGAAAACUCUAUUUGCUAUUACGAGGUUGCGUAGGAAAAAGGGAACAUGCUGCCCAAAUUAACUCUAUGGGAUAACCAACAAUUUCUCAAAAAAAAAUGGAAGAAGUAGUAAUGAUGGGCUCAUUUCUUGUUCUCAUCACAAUUUUUUUUCAGAGUUUGACAGCGGUCGCUACAUAUAUAAGUUCGUUUUCCUUCAGUACGAAAUGCUCACGUGGCCGGAAGCAGAAAUUUACUGUCGGGAAGCAGAGGGCGCUCACCUGGCCAGCGUGCGCAACGCAAGAGAAAGCAAAUUCCUUGAAAAGAACUUGCGCAUGCUCAGGAAUCAUUUUGGUUUCUCCAAACUGUGGAUAGGGGCCUCAGAUCUUUACAACGAGAGCCAUUUUUCUUGGUCCGAUGGCACGCCCGUGACGUACCAACGAUGGAUCAGGGGGGAGCCGUCGGGGCAACAGAGGGGUAGAAAGGAAGACUGUGCUGUUAUUACUGCAGAUUAUCCUCACUGGGCAAAAUGGAAAGAUGAAUAUUGUUUGCAUCACCUGCCGUUUAUUUGUCAAAUCAGAGGUAAGUUCAUUUCUAUAUUAUUGCUGGUUUUCAGUGUCACGCCAUUCAAAAUAGAUCAACAUAAAAGUCUAAACCGUCCCACAGAACAGAAUCUGGGAAAUGAAAGGAGGUAAAUAUGCAAAAACCCUCGCCAAGAUCCAGGUCAGAGGAAUAUUUCGUAUACGAGCUAUCUGAAGGAAAUGUUAUUAAUAGAGGUUUGUGUGGACGCCAUGCUGGUGCCCAUCCGGAUGGGUACCAGCAUGGCAGCCGGAAAAAAACAGAAACAUCUGCCGCCGUGUUUUGCAACAAAAGCAUGAACUUAUCUCUCAAGGAACUCAUAAACAUAAAAGUGAUACUUUUUACAUUUGUAUGAAUAUUAGUUUUCAGCUGCUCCAGUAUAUCAUGAAAAAAAUCUCUGUAGGAUCGAUAGUUUUGUAGUUCAAAUUUUAGUGACGUCAACGAAAACCAACAUUUCUCUCGCCCCCACCUGCGUUGUUAAAAAUAUGCCAUGAUAAGAAAACCUGUUCAUCACGAAAAACAAGGGAACGAUUACGACUGAGAACCACGUAGUAUUAAUUUGGGCAUUGGGUGACGAAUAUUCAUCGGCUGAGUUGACAUGAUGGCGUGUUUUAUUUUUAAUUUCUUCAGUUUGCAACCAACGUGCAGACAUCGGUUUUCUCGUUGAUUCAUCUCGUAGUGUUGGGCAGUCUGGUUUCCGAAAAUCCAAAGAAUUCAUCAAAUUCUUGCUACAGAAAUUUAAAAUCUCCCAGACAGACAUUCACGUGGCUCUCACGCGCUUUUCAUCCAGAGCCAAUACCAUAUUUGGAUUCGAAGAUUACUUUACCCAUAGUGACGUCAACGCUGCCAUUGAUAGAAUGAAAUGGGUCAAAGGCGGAACAAGAACGGACCACGCCUUGAGACUGGCGAGAAAUAAAAUGUUCCUUGAGAAACCCGCAGGGAUGUCCCGUCCCGGGGUUCCCAAGUUCCUUAUGGUGAUGACGGAUGGUAUCUCCUCAAAUCCAAAGAUAACGGCACUGGAGGCCGCGGAAUUGAAGAAAAGAGGCAUUCAUAUCAUGGUAGUGGCAGUUGGUCACAAUUUUUACAUGAAGGAGGCUUUAUCUAUAGCUUCUAGUUCAAGAGACGUGGUUACUGCAAGAUCGUUUUCAAGACUGAGGAGAAUUGUAGUUGCUGCAAGGGAAAGAUUUUGCGGAGGUAAGAUAACCUUUUAAAAGGGACACAGUCAGCUGAUGCACAUGCGCAUUAGAUACCAUUUUCUUAGCUGAUUUGCAUAUCACAGAAAGUGAAAGCGCAUCCGAAAUAUCUAAACUAACCUUGUAGAGUUAAACUAAUUACAAGUCAAAAUCAUGAUUAUAGACCCUACGUCAUAUGAUUCAGAGCUCUCAUUUUUAUUUACCAAUGAGAAUUCACCGAUGGACUUGUCCAAGGAAAAUAAAUAGAUAAAUAAAUGGACUUUAUUUAUGAACAUAUCGGUUUGUAGAUAAAUAAUUGAUAAUCUUAUACCCAUCGAAUUGCUGGUCUUUUUGGAAUUUGAAAAUAAUCAGGGGCACCCAACGACAAUUUUCGGAACAUUAUCUGUUCGGAAGACGAUUUGAGGUCUAGAAUUUUCGGAUCAUUUUCUGAAACAUUUCUUGCUUGCCUGCCUCUCCUGGGAUUUUCGAACUUCAAAAAAAAUCGUGUAAUUGCCCAUUUUUAACGGAUUUUUACCCGAAAAAGGUCACCUAGAAUUUUCGGGAGCCUUUCUUCUGGCUGAAAUUAGGUAAAUUUUGAUCCCUAUAAUUUUCGGAUCACUAUACUUUCAGCUAGGAAAACCGAACAGAUGAAAAAUUUUUAGGGGAUAAAAAUAAGCCUUUAUAUACCCUUUAAAUGCUAAAGUACGUUCAACAAUGUUAUGUUUAUGUGGUUUUGAACUAUAUUCUCGUUGGGUGCCCCUGAACAAUGGUUCUCUGGUAGUUUCUUGAUGUUGCGGUUAGGUGCAAUCACCAAAUGAUGUUUGUGAUACAGAAGAAACUGAAAAUUACCUACACCACAAAACAAUAGCUAACCUACAGGAUUCCCGCAACACCAAGGCAGAAACACCCAGCCUCCUGGACCGAGCAAAACAGGAGAACUCGUUCUUCUUCCAAGAGCCUUUUAGACUCCUCGACCACGAGUUGUAGAAACUAAGAAAUAUCUCGUUCUAAAAGAAGAGCCGAGGGCCUCUGGGAAAAGACAUUCCUACACACACAAUUAACAUUUUUUGCCAGACAACCACCUCAUUCUCCGAAUUUGUUAGGCCUGGGGAGGAAUUUGCCCCAAAUUCCUCGUUCCCAAGUUCACCAGGUUCAGUUUGAUGCUCCAGAGUCAGGCACAAACUUUGGAUUUACAAUUCAUUUUAUCUCGAAUCUAAGCUACUGUAUAGAUGAGUGUUUCUUAAAUUAACACAUUUUCGUUUGCUGGUUUCAGAUGACUAAAGACUUCACGCAAGCAAAAACCGUGCUGAAAAUGAAAAACAGUGCUGCUAAGACGUCGUGGAUUCCCAGAAUCAAGAAAUCAUACCUGCCCUGUGAUAUCGUCAGCAUAGUUAGACAACUGAAUACGUGAACAAAAAAGUUAAACUGGUUGUUUCUGAUCAAAAUAGUCUUUGUACAAAAAAAUGGACAUUAGUUAGUGAAUUCUCAGAGGAUAAUCCACUUUCAUCUACGACAUCUCUUUUUCAGUGAAGUCCAUUUUCAUUCUGGCUAUCUGUGGCCGAUUUUUAGGAGGACCGGUAUAAAUUCAGUAUAUCAGUGCUUGUUAAAGUCAUGUGAUAGACUGGUACCAAGAGCUCUUUUCAAUGGACCAUUGGUUUGACGAAUCGUAUCCGUUUGUGUAUAUUGGACAUGUGUGAAAAGUCGAGUUUGGUAAAUUGUAAUACAAUCAAGUCUCUUUAAAAAGCCAGCCGAGUGAUCUCGGGGCGAUCCCAGAAACCAGAAAUUCCGGUUGGAGAAUCAAAUUUUUCGCGCCAUUUCGUUUGGGAAGGCAUAGCCGUCGGUAAAGACGAUGCAAGUUUUUUAACUACUGUUAGACUCUCCAGCUGAUUUGAACACACAUUAUAACGGGUUUUUCUCCCAAAAAGUACUGAAUUGAAUUUAAAGAGGACAGACUGUGGGCGAUUGUUGUUUGCGCAAAAACAUGUGCGAAAUAAUUCUUCAGUAGGAUGCCCAAAAUGCGCCGGUGAAAUUACACAGUUGGUUUUCAGUUGGCUUCAUUGCCGGCAGAACAUUUUAGAAGCAACCACCAACAAUGUGAGCACAGCUACUGACAGAACAUGUUAUUGAGGAAAACAACUGCAUCACUGAAAACGCACCACUUCCAAAACGCCUUGGAGUACCGUAGGAUCGCGUUUUAUUUUUGCUUUCCACUCGGUAUAUCAUGCAAAGCAGAAGAAUAACACAAUUACUGACAAAAUUAGUAUAAACGUCACGGACAAUGGGCAUUUAAAUAAUCAAACAAAUACUUAGCCCUUUACUAACAAAGUUUGUUAAAUAGUCCUUGAAGAUAGACAAACAGUAACAAAGAACAUGGUCGAAAUUUCGCCGUCAUUGCAUUAACAGUUUUAUGACUUUUAAAACAAAUUUGUGUUUCAUGACAAAUUAAAGCUAUAAUAUAUUAAUAUAUUGUUUUUAAAAAGGUUCGCAAGUACAGUGUGUAUAAUUAUAGCGAGUUAAAAACUGAAAAAUAAAAUAACAACGUCACGAAAU
This is a messenger RNA of Porites lobata, 17142 nucleotides long. Lineage: Eukaryota; Metazoa; Cnidaria; Anthozoa; Scleractinia; Poritidae. The record is from the annotation of a GenBank genome assembly.